This is a messenger RNA of Oikopleura dioica, 549 nucleotides long. NCBI's taxonomy places the organism in Eukaryota, Metazoa, Chordata, Appendicularia, Copelata, Oikopleuridae. The record is from the annotation of a GenBank genome assembly.
AUGAGCCGAAUUUUUGCCUUGAAAGACAGCAAAGAGAAUGUCAAAGGGAUCUUCUUGAACGUUUACGGUACCAAUCCCGGUCGAUCAUCUGACAUUGUCUGCACCAUCUCCUGCUGGGAGUCUGCUGAAGACGUUUUCUGGGCUAAAGUCAACUACGAUGAAAUAAACUUCAAAGAUGAUCUGGCUACCAUGCGAUCGGGAAUCAAACCUUUCUUCACCAUCUGCAAGGAUCAGUACCGCUACCAGCGCCUUGGAAAACAGGCUGCUGGUCGUUUAUGGCGCGAUCAACCUUGUUCUGAACCCAAUCCCGUCCAGACUCGUCCACUAAAUGGAUUCUUCGACCAGCAGUUCGCAUGGCUCGUCCCUGAUUGCUACAAGAACGGCAACGUUUGCCUCGCCCAUGGAUCGGUUAACCGGAGAAUGUCUCCCAACUUCUACCUGAACAAAAUCGACUUUGAUGGAGAUCUCUCGGGCACCAUCAAGAACUUGCCGAUCUGGGCCAACGGGGCUGUCGAUGGCUACGAUACCGUCGAUCUGCCCUUGCGUUGA